Molecule: messenger RNA, 1578 nt
Organism: Fulmarus glacialis (Northern fulmar)
Lineage: Eukaryota; Metazoa; Chordata; Aves; Procellariiformes; Procellariidae
Gene: NRF1
Product: nuclear respiratory factor 1
Exons: 12
Biological process (GO): regulation of transcription by RNA polymerase II
Cellular component (GO): nucleus
Molecular function (GO): RNA polymerase II cis-regulatory region sequence-specific DNA binding; DNA-binding transcription factor activity, RNA polymerase II-specific
Source: RefSeq, a predicted model, not a curated record
AUGGAAGAACACGGGGUGACCCAAACAGAGCACAUGGCCACCAUCGAGGCCCACGCAGUGGCCCAGCAAGUGCAGCAGGUCCAUGUGGCCACCUACACAGAGCACAGCAUGCUGAGCGCGGACGAAGACUCGCCGUCUUCGCCGGAGGACACCUCCUACGAUGACUCUGACAUCCUCAACUCCACGGCUGCCGACGAGGUCACCGCCCACCUGGCUGCGGCAGGCCCUGUGGGGAUGGCAGCAGCUGCUGCCGUGGCAACGGGUAAAAAACGAAAGCGACCACACGUUUUUGAAUCCAACCCGUCAAUCCGCAAGAGGCAGCAGACGCGUUUGCUACGGAAGCUCCGAGCCACGCUGGAUGAGUACACCACCAGAGUGGGGCAGCAGGCCAUCGUUCUGUGCAUCUCACCCUCCAAACCCAAUCCUGUCUUUAAAGUAUUCGGUGCUGCACCCUUGGAGAAUGUGGUACGCAAGUACAAGAGCAUGAUUCUGGAAGACCUGGAGUCCGCACUAGCAGAGCAUGCUCCUGCACCUCAGGAGGUUAACUCCGAGUUGCCACCCCUCACCAUCGAUGGCAUUCACAGAGGGGAAAUGAGUGUGGAUGAAUGAGAUCAGGCACAGCUGCGAGCUUUCAUCCCUGAGAUGCUGAAGUAUUCCACGGGUCGUGGGAAACCAGGCUGGGGCAAAGAAAGCUGCAAGCCCAUCUGGUGGCCUGAGGACAUUCCGUGGGCCAAUGUUCGCAGCGAUGUCCGCACAGAGGAACAGAAGCAGCGGGUGUCAUGGACCCAAGCAUUGCGGACUAUCGUGAAGAACUGCUACAAGCAGCAUGGGCGUGAAGACCUACUCUACGCAUUUGAGGAUCAGCAGACACAGCAGCAGACUACAACCACACAUAGUAUAGCACACCUGGUGCCAUCACAGACAGUGGUACAAACCUUCAGUAACCCUGAUGGCACCGUGUCCCUCAUCCAGGUUGGCACUGGUGCUACAGUUGCCACGCUGGCCGAUGCCUCAGAGUUGCCUACCACAGUUACUGUCGCACAAGUCAAUUAUUCUGCAGUGGCUGAUGGAGAGGUGGAGCAGAACUGGGCAACGCUACAGGGGGGUGAGAUGACUAUCCAGACGACGCAGGCAUCAGAGGCCACGCAGGCGGUGGCAUCAUUAGCAGAAGCAGCAGUGGCAGCAUCUCAGGAGAUGCAGCAAGGAGCAACUGUUACCAUGGCACUCAACAGUGAAGCAGCUGCCCAUGCAGUAGCCACGCUUGCUGAAGCCACUCUUCAAGGUGGAGGACAAAUUGUCUUAUCUGGUGAAACUGCAGCAGCAGUAGGAGCGCUUACCGGAGUCCAAGAUGCCAAUGGCUUCCUAGCAGCAGACUAUUCAGGUUGCAAGUGGAGCCUAGCAGAGAGUUCAUCAGGUCUCGUCCAGAUCCCCGUCAGCAUGUACCAGACCGUGGUGACCAGCCUGGCUCAAGGCAACGGCCCCGUUCAGGUGGCGAUGGCACCCGUUACCACGAGGAUAGCGGACAGUGCCGUCACCAUGGAUGGGCAGGCAGUGGAAGUGGUGACCUUGGAACAGUGA